Molecule: messenger RNA, 1581 nt
Organism: Penicillium daleae
Lineage: Eukaryota; Fungi; Ascomycota; Eurotiomycetes; Eurotiales; Aspergillaceae
Product: MFS transporter
Exons: 8
Coding region: 1-1581 (526 amino acids)
Biological process (GO): transmembrane transport
Cellular component (GO): membrane
Molecular function (GO): transmembrane transporter activity
Source: RefSeq, a predicted model, not a curated record
AUGUAUAAAAGUCUCAUCUCAGGCAGUAACAAUCCCUUCACUGGCCGCAGCUGGAGCAUCCAGUACCCCUACGCAAUAAAAUAUCUUGAGCCAACGAUGUCUUCGUCCGACCGGGGGCCAUUGGGGAACGGGAAAAUUGACGAUGAAAAGGAUCUGCCACUAGUGUUAACUACUGACUGGGAUGGUCCAAAUGACCCGAAGAACCCUAAAAACUUUCCUCCUUGGCGAAAAUGGGUUAUGGUCUUUACCGUUUCCUUCAGCUCACUCUGCGUAACAUGUACCUCGGCAUUGUACUCGUCGAUAUAUGGACAAAUCACAGAUCAGUUCCAUAUCUCAGAAUUGGCCGCGACAGUAGGGCUAUCCCUCUUCAUCUUUGGCAUGGGCGUGGGACCUAUGUUUGUUGCCCCUAUCUCUGAGUUCUAUGGACGACGUCCUGUGUACUUUGUCUCCUUAGCACUGUUUACGAUAUGGCUCAUUCCAUGUGCUGCGGCCAAUAAUUUCGGAACAAUGCUCGCUGGCCGAAUGCUCGGUGGCCUGACGAGUGCAGCGUUUCAGAGUGUGGCUGGAGGUACCAUAGGCGACUUGUUCACUCGUGAAACGCUGCAGCUUCCAAUGAUGGUAUACACUGCUACGCCUUUUGCCGGUCCGGUCCUCGGACCACUCCUUGGCGGAUUCAUCAACUCAUUCGCCUCUUGGCGCUGGUCGUUCUAUGUGAUCAUCAUUUGGAGUGCCUCACUCUGGGUUAUCACCAUCCUCUUCAUGAAAGAGACCUAUGCUCCAGUCCUACUACGGAAGAAAGCACUCCACCUGCAGACAACACUAGGCGAAGGAGUUGACGGAGGUGCAGCCGUGCAGCCUCGAGCGGCAUCGAUGCAGCAGGCCCUACUGAGGUCAAUGUACCGUCCUUUUCUCUUGCUAUUUUUGGAGCCAAUGUGUUUUUGUCUUUGCCUCUACACUGCGGUCAUCAUCGGAACCCUGUACCUCUUCUUCGGUGCCUUCCCCCUGGUUUUCUCAAAUCUGUACGGGUUCAAUUUGUGGCAAAUCGGCGUGACUUUCCUGGGUCAACUCAUUGGCACGUUUCUCGGCGUUGCCCUCGAUCCUCUCUGGAGGUGGAAUCUGCAAAGGCUGAUUCGGAAAUACUCAGCGGAUGGAAAAGAGUUUCGUCCAGAGUAUCGACUCCCGCCAGCAAUUCUAGGCGCUCCUCUUAUCACGGUUGGCCUGUUCUGGUUCGGCUGGAGCAGCACAGCUUCGAUCCACUGGAUUAUGCCGGUUAUUGGAAGUGUCUUCUUCGGUCUCGGCGUCUUUCUCGUCUUCCAGGGCGUGAUUACGUUCCUCGUCGAUGCGUAUCCUUUGUAUGCAGCGAGUGCAUUAGCAGCCAAUGCUUUCCUUCGAAGCAGCUUUGCCGCUGCAUUCCCUCUCUUUGGUGUCCAAAUGUAUGAGGCCCUUGGAUACCAAUGGGCAACAUCCUUACUCGCCUUUUUGACCGUCGCUAUGCUUCCAUUUCCCUACAUAUUCUACCGGUUUGGCCCUCAAAUCCGAGCCAAAAGCCGAUUCGCUACUGUCAAACAGCCGCCACUUUAG